AGGAGGUCCUACCAAGUGCACCGCAUCGCAUAUGUAUCCGACACUUAUAUGCAAACUUUAGGGGUGAUGGGCACAAAGGAUUGGUGCUAAAAGACAAGCUGUGGAAAGCAGCUGCUGCAUAUAAUUUUUAUGGGUAUCAAAGGGAAAUGGAGGCGCUGAGGAAAUUGAGUCCAGCUGCCCAUGCUUAUUUGGAGAAGAUUGACCCCCGUACCUGGGCUAGGGCUUUCUUUGACACCACCCCAAAGUGCGACUUGAUCAUGAACAACUUAUGCGAGUGCUUCAACUCGUACAUCAUCCAUGCCCGAGACAAGCCAAUCAUUACCAUGCUGGAGAUGAUUAGGAAGAAGUUGAUGAUGCGAUACCAGAAGAAGAGGCAAGGAAUAAGGGAGUAUGUCGGGGAAUGGUGCCCGAAGAUAUUGGCAAAGUUAGACCAAUGUGGAAAGGAUGCUGCGGAAUGUACUUCAACUUAUGCUGGGGAUGGAAUCUAUGAAGUGUUGUGCAGUUAUGGCACAUUUGUGGUUAGCUUGACGGACCGUGUUUGUGGGUGCAGGCAGUGGGAUAUGACUGGCAUUCCAUGCCCACAUGCCAUCUCAGCCAUUUUAUAUCAUUCUGCAAAACCUGAACAGUACCUGCAUCCGUAUUACAGUGUUGAGAAUUACAAAAUGGCUUAUGACCCAAUGAUAUACCCAGUGCCAAGUGAGGACCAAUGGGUCAGAACCGGGCAAGAUGAGGUUCACCCACCCGUUAUUAGAGCUACCCCAGGCCGGCCCAAGAAGCUCCGGAGAAGGGGUCCAGAUGAGCCAAGAAACCCACAUUGCAUGAGGAAGGGUGGUGUAAGCAUGAGAUGCUCGAAGUGCAGGACAGUUGGCCAUAAUGCUAGGACUUGCCCUAGGAGGAAGAGGAAGUCCACUCCAAGCACUGCAACAGAGUUGAACUUAGAUGAUAUUCCUUCUCACCCAAUUGCUGAUGAUUCACAGCCUACGGAAUCAUCUACAGCUGCACAACCUGUUUCACAGCCCAAAAAGAGAGUUCCACCUACUACUGUUGAUCCUACUUCAACGAAAAGGAGUAAGACAAUGGCUCCCUCAAUGCAUACUCGGGCAUCACAAAGAGCAAAUUCCACAGCUGCAAAAUCUGUUGCUGCAAGGCCUAUUAGGAGGUCUGGUAGGUUGAUGGCAGCAUUUAAGGAGCCCGAUCCCAACAAAGAGAUACCCACUAUUGACCUAACAUGUGAUGAUUCACAACCAGCAGUAUGCACUCGGGAACCGGCCAGGGCACUCGGAGUUGUCAUUCGAGAACCAGUAAGGAAGCCAGCAAGAGUGGUGGUACCAACAGUGGAGAAGGGUAUACGAAGAAUGGAAGCUAAAAACAAAGGGAAAAAACCAAUAUGGCAGCCUUGAUGUGUUUUUAUAAACUGU
Messenger RNA from Alnus glutinosa, 1418 nucleotides. RefSeq lists its product as uncharacterized. The record is from RefSeq and is a predicted model, not a curated record. Lineage: Eukaryota; Viridiplantae; Streptophyta; Magnoliopsida; Fagales; Betulaceae. The coding region runs from base 147 to 1400 and encodes 417 amino acids. The transcript is spliced from 4 exons. Gene Ontology annotation, molecular function: zinc ion binding.